CGAAAAUAGACGUUAUUGUGACAGCGACGACAGUGACAGUGCCGUUCGCCAGUAUUUGUUCAUCGAGAUCCCUCCCCCGUCCCUGUAGAGAUGGGAGGGUGCAUUGGAUCUCAGAGAGACAACGGACCAUCAUCGGGCGAAUCAUCAGAUGCUGCAGUUGCACUUGGAAGAAAUCAACCACUUAAACCAGAAAAACCAAAAUGGAAGAGUGAUGUCCCUUUGACUGAAGGUCAGCUGCGAAGUAAGAGAGAUGAAUUCUGGGAUACUGCUCCCGCAUUUGAAGGAAGAAAAGAGAUUUGGGAUGCCCUUAAAGGGGCUGCCUAUGCACUGGAGACAGGGGACCAUACUUUAGCUCAGGCUAUAGUUGAUGGGGCCAACAUUUCUCUUCCCCAUGGUACACUAAUGGACUGCUAUGAUGAGUUAGGGAACCGUUACCAGUUACCGGUAUAUGUGCUGAGUGCCCCGACCAACCUGAUCGAGGAGGCAAGUGAAGGAGACGUGGAACAGGAUGCUGAGAAUGCCUCCCCUGGCCUGGAGCUCCCCAUCAAGUUCAGAUUGUCCACGAUCAAUAAAGAUCUAAAGCUGUACGUCCGCACCACAGAUACUGUGCUAAAACUAAAAAACCGAAUCUUUGAUGAGACUGAGGUAGAACCAGCAAGACAAAGGUGGUUUUUCGCAGGACGUAUGUUAAGUGACAAACUACGCAUUGAAGAUAUCAAAAUUCCCAAAAGUUAUGUGGUUCAAGUCAUUGUGUCUCCUGAAACAGUUAUAUCGGAAGGAAGUUAAUUUCAACAGAAAAAAUCACAGCUGUACAAGGAUUCAUCCAAACACUAAGGAUAUGUGUCCCUGGAGGAUGCAGUGUUGUCUCAAACAUAUUCUGCCCAUUGUAACUUUUAACAUAAAAAUUGAUAUGGAGCUGUGUUCUGUGAUGUCCCAAAUAAUUCUUGGAUUCCUAGUGUACGUCUGGAAAGUUAAUGAAAUUAUCACAUAUA
Messenger RNA from Pecten maximus, 992 nucleotides. Its product is annotated as ubiquitin domain-containing protein 2-like. The transcript has 3 exons. NCBI's taxonomy places the organism in Eukaryota, Metazoa, Mollusca, Bivalvia, Pectinida, Pectinidae. The coding region runs from base 91 to 786 and encodes 231 amino acids. Gene Ontology annotation, molecular function: protein binding. The record is from RefSeq and is a predicted model, not a curated record.